AUGGCUGUCAGAGACCACCGACCGCUGUCCUGCCAGGGGUUCAGUGCGGUGAUGGGCGAGGACCUUUGUAGCCCUCACAUCUGUAAGAAUAACGGCUACUGGACUGUGCGCAUCAUCCAGGCCCAGCGCCAGCGCCACCAAAAUUCUUGCUGCCACUUCCUCUUCCUGGGAGAUGUGAGCGGGGAGCAGACUGGGCAGACCAGGAGCUGGAGACGAGACAGCAUAGCCGUGACCGGCCCUGGCACCCUGACCUCAGGUCUCCCAGGCUGCCCAGCACCACCCCAGCCCGCCUUCCUCCAGAGGAAGGAGAAAAACGGCAUCGUUUGGGAGGAAUUUGCUGUGCACGAUGCAGAAGAUGAAGUUAAAUCUCCCUCUCUGCUCUCGGAAGUAGAACGCAACCUCCAGGAUGCCACCAUGCAGGUGUGCUGCAAUGUUCUCCUGGACCCUCAGCUGGUGCCCGGGGGUAGGGCUUCUGAGAUGGCUGUGGCUCAUGCCUUGACAGAAAAAUCCAAGGCCAUGACUGGUGUGGAACAAUGGCCAUAUCGGGCUGUUGCCCAAGCCCUAGAGGUCAUCCCUCGUACCCUUAUUCAAAACCGUGGGGCCAGCACCAUCCGUCUACUUACCUCCCUUCGGGCCAAGCACACCCAGGAGAAUUGUGAGACCUGGGGUGUAAAUGGUGAGACAGGUACUUUGGUGGACAUGAGAGAACUGGGCAUCUGGGAACCAUUGGCUGUAAAGCUGCAAAUGUAUAAGACAGCACUGGAGACGGCAGUUCUACUGCUGCGGAUUGAUGACAUCGUAUCAGGCCACAAAAAAAAGGGUGAUGAACAGAGCCAGCAAGGCGGGGCUCCUGAUGGCUGGCCAGGAGUGAGCGGUGGCAAGGCGACCUCAACGCACAGAGCCAACAGUCUCCUCCUUCCCUGA
Messenger RNA from Lipotes vexillifer (Yangtze River dolphin), 924 nucleotides. Its product is annotated as T-complex protein 1 subunit gamma-like. Gene Ontology annotation, molecular function: ATP-dependent protein folding chaperone; ATP binding. The transcript has 4 exons. The record is from RefSeq and is a predicted model, not a curated record. The coding region runs from base 1 to 924 and encodes 307 amino acids. Lineage: Eukaryota; Metazoa; Chordata; Mammalia; Artiodactyla; Lipotidae.